Molecule: messenger RNA, 1512 nt
Organism: Apodemus sylvaticus (European woodmouse)
Lineage: Eukaryota; Metazoa; Chordata; Mammalia; Rodentia; Muridae
Gene: Nrm
Product: nurim
Exons: 4
Coding region: 157-945 (262 amino acids)
Cellular component (GO): nuclear membrane
Source: RefSeq, a predicted model, not a curated record
CCUGACUACGCCUGGGAUUCCAAGCUCCGCGCUGUGACGCGCUGCUCUCAGUCCCCGCCUUUGCGGCCAGCACCCCCAAGGGGGCGGGACCUGGGCAGGGCCAGCAGUCGCGGGAACCCUGAGCCCGCCUCCUCGGUAGGCUCGGCGCUGCUCGCCAUGGCCCCCGCGCUGCUGCUGGUUCCUGCGGCCCUCGCCUCCUUCAUCCUGGCCUUUGGCACCGGAGUGGAGUUCGUGCGCUUCACCUCCCUGAGGCCGCUGCUUGGAGGGAUCCCGGAGUCUGGCGGUCCCGAUGCCCGCUACGGGUGGUUGGCUGCCCUGCAGGACAGAAGCAUUCUUGCCUCCUUGGCUUGGGAUCUGUGUCUUCUGCUACUGUUUGUGGUACAGCACAGCCUCAUGGCGACCGAUGCAGUGAAGGCGUGGACAUCCCGGUACUUUGGCGUCCUACAGAGGUCGCUCUACGUAGCAUGCACCGCCCUGGCCUUGCAGCUGGUGAUGCGGUACUGGGAGACCACGCCCAGAGGCCCGGUGUUGUGGGAGGCCCGGGCUGAACCAUGGGCCACCUGGGUGCCUCUCCUCUGCUUUGUGCUCCACGUUGUUUCCUGGCUUCUCAUCUUCAGCAUCCUCCUGGUCUUUGAUUAUGCUGAACUGAUGGGCCUCAAGCAGGUUUAUUACCAUGUUCUGGGACUGGGCGAGCCUCUGUCUCUGAAGUCCCCGAGGGCUCUAAGACUCUUUUCCCAUCUUCGACACCCAGUGUGUGUGGAGCUGCUGACAGUGCUGUGGGUGGUCCCCACCUUGGGCCCUGACCGCCUCCUCCUAGCUCUUCUCUUUACCCUCUACCUGGGCUUGGCUCACGGGCUUGACCAGCAAGAUCUCCGCUACCUUCGGUCUCAACUACAAAGAAAACUCCAGCUUCUCUCCAGACCCCAGGAUGGGGAGGCAGAGUGAGGCCCUAGUUCUAAGCCCCGUAUUUCCUUUCCACCUCAGAAUCAAAUCCCUUCGCAUCCAGGCUGCGUUUGCUUCAGACCAGAGGUCGGAAGUCAUGUUCUGAAGGCUGACCCCUCUCCUGCUUGAGAACUCAGUUCCAGGAUCCUGAUCCUGGACUCUAAAUUCAGAGUUUCCACCACUGACCUUCAGGGUCCACUUCUCAUCCUCCAAGAAUGGUCACAAAACUCCUGGGUCUCCUUUUCUCUUAGAGUCACACACAUGGGGUCAGCCUUGAGCACUCUCUCUCCUGGCUCUGCACCUCAGGGAUUCCCUUCCACGGUUCCACUCACGUCAAGGAGCUAUGCCAGGGCCUAUCUGAAACUUUGUAGGGAGUGGCUCCUUUGUACUGCGGCUGUGCUUUUUCCCCACUCCUGCCUUAGUUUCUCCACUUCCUUAGUUCCUUCCCUACAGCUCUGAGGUGCAUCUCCUACAGCGAUGUCUCCCGAUUUUAACUCGGGUUGACUCGGGGCUCCCUGCUUUCCCAAAGGAUAUGCGUUGCAGAAAAAUUAAAAUUUUACACAUAUGCUA